This is a messenger RNA of Metopolophium dirhodum (rose-grain aphid), 2378 nucleotides long. RefSeq lists its product as uncharacterized. The coding region runs from base 537 to 1976 and encodes 479 amino acids. The record is from RefSeq and is a predicted model, not a curated record. NCBI's taxonomy places the organism in Eukaryota, Metazoa, Arthropoda, Insecta, Hemiptera, Aphididae. The transcript has a single exon.
GUGGCCUUGGAGAUGGUAAUGAUGGACGAUUUAUAGAACAGCAAUCUUUUGAGCAAGAUUACGAUAACUUUGAACCCCAUAACGGUUGGAGACCUAUUCAUAAUAAAAUAAAAGGAUCGGAUAUAUUAGAGAAUCAGUUUAGGAUAAGGCCUUCAGUGAAGAAGGUCCCCGGUUAUGGUACGAAUCGAGUACCAGUGACUUCUAAUAGUUACCAAAAAUCAUAUAAGCAACGACCAGUGUAUAAAAAAAAGCAGCCUCAGCGAUUUGCUGACGAUCCAUAUACACGAAGAUUAGUUGAAAAUAAACGACCUUUAAGGGUGUUUGAUGAUGAUGAUGAUGAUGUACAACCAUUAAAGACUCGCGGAAAUAGCAAAAGACCUUUAAGGUUAAAUGGAGAAAAAGGGCGAUUAUCAUUUAAUAAUAUACGCAAUAAUAAACCAGCGGCUGUUCUUGACGAAGACACAGACGAUGCUGAUGAACCUAGGCCUUUACAAUCAAGACGGUUUCCAACUAAAAAGCGACAAGUGUGCCAGAAAAUGAAAAAAUCUAUGACACCAAACGAUAUUGAGGAUCAUGACAUUAUAGGAAGAAAAAUGUCAUGCAUGGUGUGUAAAGACUUACCUUCAGGUGGUUCAUAUGAAAAAUGUUCAUACACGUCAGACCCCAUUUCUGAUGAAUAUUUUAAAGAACCAGAAGAAUCGAAUAAAUUUAAAAAAAAUAGAUUUAAACGCAGAGUUGUAUAUGACAGAAAACGAAAGCAACCCGAAAGUGGCGAAGAAGUAGAAGACUAUGAAUAUGACAAUGUCAAUGCUCAAGAAUCGGAAGAAGAUCCAGAGUAUGUUCAAAAUGCAGAUGCCGUAGCCGAAUACGAUAGUGAAGAUCCAGAGAAUUACGAAACGGCUGAAAAUGAAAGUGAAGAAUAUAGAUUGCCACCAUUGCCGUCAAAAUCGUCUACCUGUCGUAAAGUAAUGAAAAAAGGGAAUGUAUGUAACGUAUGCCAAGACAAUUUGACAAAUAGACAGUAUGAACAAUGUGAAUAUGAAGAUGAUCCAAAAAAGAACGCCUAUGAGUAUUCCACACGUAAUGUGUACGGUAAGCCAAGGUACAAAAGACAAUUAGACAGUGACCGAACUUACGAUGAUUACUUUAAAAAGCUGUUCCCGGAGCUGGGCUCAAACCGGAAGAGUAGUAUCGCCACUAAGUUUUCGUCUAAAGAUGGAGACUUUGGAUUUUUAGACAAUGGACAAAUCGGUUUUAAGAAAACAAAAUCUUUGUUGCUCGGCGAUAAAGAUUUAUCAAUUGAUUUCAAUUCAGGUGAAGAAAGCCCAGUGAACAAGAUGUUGGGUGAUUUUCGUAACAAAGAUCGGUCGAACUGCAAGAAAUCUCUUAAAGAUAAGAUGACGUGUUACAAGUGUAAGGAUGAUACGGGUUCGGAGACGGAGGAAUGCAUGUACAUUACGGAUAGCGCACCGAAAGAUAGGAAACAGUCCUAUCACGAAACGAAAAAAUUCAAUUCUAGCCCAGAGGUGGUAAAAUCUACGACAGAUGCGAACAAAUCAAAUGAGAAUCACAAGCAACAGCAGCCUGCCUCGUCAUCGCUGACACACGUCUAUGCUCCGUUGUUUGGGUCCAAUUAUGAGCCAACGGCACAGUACUCGCACAUUCGGCCGCGGUACAAGAACAGAAAUUACAGACUUCACAGGAAACCGGUGACUGAAGAACUCGCCGAAUCCACUGAGGAUGAUGAUCAGGCAGAGGCGCAAAGCGUAGAGGAGUACGACUACGCGGACGAUCCGAGUAGUAAACAGGUAUCGAGACACGACUUGCCCGACGUAGAUCCGUUUGGGCCCGAGGGAGCGUACAGCGAGGAAACAGUGCCGGUCUAUGACCCGACAUUAAGAACUUGGCUACCAAGAUAUAUGGUAGUUAAGUCUUCAGAAGAAGCAAUGGUUGACGCGGAACUAGGGUUCGAUUAAAACGAAAUCACGACGUAGGUAGGUACCUAAAUGCAACUUACUUACAGUAUUUUACGUUCAAGGCGGUAUCAAACAAACAUUUAAUAUAUUAUAUAUCUAUUUAUGAGUCAGAAUAUUAUACUUAUUAUAUAUACUGGUGGUAUGAUAAGGGAAUUAAUUAAUGGAUUAUUAUUGUUAUUGUUGUUGUUGUUGUUGUUGUUAUUGUGUUAUUAUUAUUAUUAUAAAUUUGUAUAUUGUAUAUCGAGAUUCAUAUUGUACUUCCAUUCUGUUAUUCAUGUGUGCAAUAAUAUUUAUGUACCUUUAUUAUAUGUGUUAUAUGUGUUAUAUAUUAUUUGAUUAUCAUACCAAUAAUAUAAUUUGUAACUUAUUUUGUAUAAUUAUGUUGUUUUAAAUUAAUAUGUA